This is a messenger RNA of Triticum aestivum (bread wheat), 1051 nucleotides long. Its product is annotated as 50S ribosomal protein L18. Gene Ontology annotation, molecular function: 5S rRNA binding; structural constituent of ribosome. The transcript is spliced from 2 exons. The record is from RefSeq and is a predicted model, not a curated record. NCBI's taxonomy places the organism in Eukaryota, Viridiplantae, Streptophyta, Magnoliopsida, Poales, Poaceae. Gene Ontology annotation, biological process: translation. Gene Ontology annotation, cellular component: ribosome. Bases 297 to 665 code for a protein of 122 amino acids.
CAGAAAUUGCAGUGCCACGCCACGACACACUUCCGCACUUGUGCCGUUCGCCCUCUCCUGCGCGGACGGCGACGCCGCGCCGGUCGACGUCGCUCCGGCCCACCCCCGCCUCCUUCCUCCUCCUUCACCCGGUCUCGCCCACCGGCGGUCCUCCCCGCCCUGUCUCGCCGCCCUUCCCCGUCCCACGACUGCCUCUUUCGCCCGGUCCCGCCGGGCGCCCCCCAGGUGCUCGUAGAAACGCUGCAGCCACGCGUGCUAGGCGCGUCCGCGGCGGCGGAGGCGGCGGGCCGGGUCCCAUGGCGCAGGCCAAGCGGUACGUGCUGCGGCUCUUCAUCUCGCUCAAGUACGUGACGGCCAACGUGGUGGACCGGCAGAGCGGCCGCGUCGUGGUCACCGCCUCCACCGUCGAGAAGCCCCUCCGGGACGGGCUGGAGUGCGGCCGCGCCUGCAACGCCAAGGCGGCCGCCGCCGUCGGCGAGGUGCUCGCCAUGCGCCUCCGGGUGGAUGGCCUGGCGCACGAGCCCAUCCACGCCGACGCCGCCAAGGAGGUCGAGAAGAAGGGCUUCAAGAACCGCACCAAGGUCUGGGCCAUCCUCAACGCGCUCCGCAGCCACGGCGUCAACCUCCACGUCGACGACGACGGCGACCAUAGGCGGCAUGUCUGACGAGCAUCACUCAGACUUGGCUGCAGUCAGCUCGUUCUUCAGGCUCCUGACCUUCAACGCAUCCCUGGCCCUCUCGAGGUCUCUGAUCUUCUCCUCGAUCAGAUGCAGGUCCUCGUGGCCAGACUGAACUCCUGAUGGUGCUAGAGCGCUGGAGAAAUGUUGCGGUAGCGGUGGAGCUGAAGGUGUAGUGUUCUCGAUUCUUGAACUGCCUCCCAGGACCAGUAUCAUUUUCUGCAAACAAGUAGCAGGUUUAGUCCGAGUUGAGGAAGUAAUUGUGGAAACUGGAAAAAAAAGUCACUAUCUGAACUUGUAAAAUCUGUCAAUCAAAUUCACUCUUUUGGACCUGCAGAUUUAUCUCUUCCUUUAUAACGGUUUUAUACCCAUAA